This is a messenger RNA of Parastagonospora nodorum SN15, 744 nucleotides long. RefSeq lists its product as hypothetical. The record is from RefSeq and is a predicted model, not a curated record. Lineage: Eukaryota; Fungi; Ascomycota; Dothideomycetes; Pleosporales; Phaeosphaeriaceae. The transcript has 2 exons. The coding region runs from base 1 to 744 and encodes 247 amino acids.
AUGCCCGACAUGGGCCAUGCGACGACCCUGCCCCUCGAAUUGAACGAUUCUGAACUUAGUUGGCCAUCAGCAGUACGAACUGCACGACGCCAGGAGAUUCUAGAUGUGGCAACCAUGCCGGACACGGGUCGUGUGACAAACCAUCCACCGCUUGAACAAUUCUCAACUUUGCUGGCCACACGCCGUACGAAUUACGGGACGCUCGCGAAGCCUGGACGUGUCAAUCAUGUCCGACAUGGGUCAUGUGACAAGCCAUCCACCUUGCCCUGGUCAAUCCUGAGCUCGGUAGACUGCUUGCAGUACGAACUGAACGACUGGUCUCUGCUCAUGCCUUUCGACGGUCUAUCGGACUACCGCGCACACAAUGGCAAACAGCCUUGGGGACGACCGGAAGUCUCCACCAUUCGAUGCUGUAAGAGCUGGCUCCGUGACAAGGCACGAAGUGUCCAGCUGCAGCAUGCUAGCCGGCCGUCUCAAGACCUGUGGACGACGACCAUACAUCUCUACCAUGCGGUGCAGCAGGAGCCGGCGCUCCGAAACAAGAUGCGAAGUGUCAAUUUGCCUGCAAGCAAGCGGUCGAUCUUACAACUUGGGGAUGACCGUGCAUCUCACCACAUGCAGCUGCGUUCUAAACACGACAACAUGGCGACAGAACCUUACCUUCCCAUAUGCCACAGGUGGAUUAUCCCUCUGCUAGAAGGCGUUGAUAAGGACGCUCAUCAUACCGUACGAGUACCGGCUUGA